UUCAUAAUGACACAUUCUCAUGGCUCUUCUUGUGGUUCAUCACAUGAUCACUCACAUGAUGAACAACAAGAAACUUUAGGAGAACAAUGGUCCUUAUAUCGUUAUGUGGACUUUGAUAAAGCUACUUGUUUGAAUGAGUUGGAGACUGAUUCCCUAAGGAAUGUCUUGAGACCUUUCCACUUGAGGAACGAUACAAGUCUUCCCGUUUUAACUUCUGCUGUCGAUGAGCAACUACUGUUAUGGAUACCUUUCACUCAAAUGGUGAAACUGAAAGCUUUUUCUGUUAUUGGAGGGGGUCAAGACACAAGUCCUUCACAAGUGAAACUAUUUACCAACAAUGAGCAAUUAUUGGACUUUUCUUUAGUUGAAGGAGCUAAUCCAGUACAGACAAUACAACUGGCACAAUCUACUUCAGAAUGGAUAGAAUAUCCAACAAAGUAUACAAAGUUUCAAAAUGUACAAUCCUUGAUCAUGUUCUUUCCAACCAACUUUGGAGCAGAACAUACCAAGAGAAGCAGUCCAAACUGUUUACGAAGCUAGGCCGUUGAGUAAGGGAUCCACUAGUGAAG
Messenger RNA from Galdieria sulphuraria, 569 nucleotides. RefSeq names its product thioredoxin family Trp26-like protein. The record is from RefSeq and is a predicted model, not a curated record. Bases 7 to 540 code for a protein of 177 amino acids. The transcript has 3 exons. Lineage: Eukaryota; Rhodophyta; Bangiophyceae; Galdieriales; Galdieriaceae.